UGAAACUAUGUACAUAAUUUUGUCACAACCAAAUUGUGAGAUAUUAGGUAGAAAGGGCAGUAAAAUUAUUACAGUCUGCAAAAGGUUGUAAAUUGUAAUGUAUCAAUUUUCAGAACAGAAGCCAAUGACAUAAGGAACCAAAUGUACCUUCACAGCUAUAUCAGUAUAAUAUAAGAAACACAACAACCUAUAUCUGCAUUCUCAGUUUUCCAUUGUUUCUCCUUGUAACUGCUCUCUCUUUCUGCUCUAGAAAUUGACCAUGUCUAGCAUGUGCAAUGCAAAAUUGAAUUCCAUUGACGUUCAACUUGAAGGGGAAAACACACUUAGCAUAGCCAGAAAGAGGUGGCAUAAGGCUUUUGCUGCAAUCUCUUUUUGUAGGGCCAUGCUCUCUCUGCUCAAGACGUCAGAAGCUGAGAAAAAAAAUACCAAGAUUUCAUACUCUCCCGUUCACACCACUUCCCAUUUUCAGCUGAAGAAUGGGUUCAAAAUAGAUAGCAAAUGCCUCACUGAACUCAUGAAGGAGAAAAAUCUACACCUACUUCGGGAGCUUGAAGGCAUCGAUGGCAUUGCAUCUGCUCUUCAAACCGACAUUGAGCGUGGUGUCCCUGACGAUGGUGACAACAUUGCCCUUCGACAUAAAGCAUUCGGUUCAAACACGUAUAAGAAGCCACCUUCGAAAAGCCUUUUCCAUUUUAUGUGGCAAGCUUCUAAGGAUCUUACCAUUGUCAUCCUUUUAGGCUGCGCUGCACUCUCACUUGGCUUUGGCAUUAAGCAGCAAGGACUAAAAGAAGGAUGGUAUGAUGGUGGAAGCAUCUUUGUUGCUGUUUUUCUUAUUGUUUCUAUAUCUGCCUCUAGUGACUACAGGCAGAGCAAACAAUUCGACAAGCUGUCGAAAGCCAGUGAGGAUAUCCCGAUUGAUGUUGUGAGAGGCGGGCGAAGGCAAAAGAUUUCGAACUUCGACAUAGUAGUUGGAGAUGUUGUUCUCUUGAAGAUUGGUGAUCAAGUUCCUGCUGAUGGAUUGUUCUUAUAUGGACAUUCGUUGCGCGUAGACGAAUCAAGCAUGACAGGGGAAAGCGACCAUGUGGAAGUCGAUUGCAGCCACAAUCCAUUCUUGUUUUCUGGAACCAAGGUGGUUGAUGGCUAUGGCCAAAUGCUUGUCACUUCAGUUGGCAUGAACUCAACAUGGGGCCAAAUGAUGAGCUUGAUUAAUCAUGACACCAGUGAUCAACAGACGCCUUUACAAGAACGGCUCAGCAAACUAACCCCAUUGAUGGCUAAGAUUGGUUUGACAGUUGCAUUCAUGGUCUUUGUGGUCUUAUUAGCUCGUUACUUCACCGGAACCACAAAGAAGGAGAACGAAAUUGGUAAGUUCGAUGGCAGCAGGACAAGGAUUGAUGAUGUGGUGAAUGCUGUGCUGGACAUAAUAGCAAUUGCAGUUAUUGUUGUUGUGAUUGCAAUUCCAGAAGGCUUCCCAUUGGCUGUCACUCUAACUCUUGCAUAUUCAAUGAAGAAGAUGAUGGCAGAGAAGGCGUUGGUGAGGAGGCUCUCUGCUUGUGAGACUAUGGGCAGUGCCACCACCAUUUGUACAGACAAAACCGGCACGCUCACACUCAACCAGAUGAAAGUUACAAAGUUUUGUCUUGGCCAAAAAUCUGUGGAAGAUGGUGCUGCUUUUUCAUCAAUUCCUCGUUGUCUUCUUGAUUUAAUCCUAGAAGGAGUGGCUUUUAACACGACGGGCAGUGUUUACAGGCCUACUUCAGCAUCCGAAUUUGAGUUUACAGGCAGUCCUACUGAAAAAGCCAUUCUUUCAUGGGCUGCUCUGGAGCUGAACAUGGACAUGGAGGGAUUGACAAAGAAAUGUAUCAUUCAACAUGUUGAAGCCUUCAAUUCACAGAAGAAAAGAAGCGGGGUUUUGAUGAAAAGGAAGGCAGACAAUACCACCCAUGUGCAUUGGAAAGGAGCUGCAGAGAUGAUAUUAGAAAUGUGCUCGAGUUACUACGAUGCUUCUGGUAUUACAAAAGAUCUGACUGCUGAUGUAAGGAUGAAGUUUGAGCAAACUAUUCAAGGCAUGGCAGCAAGCAGUCUCCGAUGCAUUGCUUUUGCACACAAACAAGUUCAAGAUUACAAGCACAGUGCUGAAAAAAUACACGAAAAGCUCGAAGACAGCAGCUUGAUCUUAUUAGGACUGGUUGGUCUAAAGGACCCAUGUAGGCCAGGGGUGAGGGAAGCAGUAGAAGCUUGCCAGUUCGCCGGGGUGCAGGUGAAAUUGAUCACUGGUGACAAUGUUUUCACUGCUAAAGCUAUAGCUACUGAGUGUGGGAUACUCAGGGCAGACCGGGACAUGGUCAGGGAAGCAGUGGUAGAAGGUGUGGAAUUUCGGAACUACACACCAGAGCAGAGAAUGCAGAAGAUUGAUGAGAUUUGUGUGAUGGCAAGGUCUUCACCAUUUGAUAAACUUCUGAUGGUGCAGUGCUUGAAACAGAAAGGCCAUGUAGUUGCUGUUACUGGUGAUGGCACCAAUGAUGCCCCGGCACUGAAAGAAGCCGAUAUAGGACUCUCAAUGGGGAUUCAGGGCACUGAAGUGGCAAAGGAAAGUUCAGACAUUGUCAUUCUGGACGACAACUUUGCUACUUUGGUCACUGUUUUGAGGUGGGGAAGGGGUGUUUAUGCCAACAUCCAGAAAUUUGUUCAAUUCCAGCUCACAAUAAAUGUUGCUACUCUUGUGAUCAACUUUGUGGCAGCUGCCUCAGCUGGUGAAGUGCCUUUGACAGCAGUCCAGUUGCUGUGGGUGAAUCUGAUCAUGGACACAAUGGCUGCUCUGGCUCUUGCCACAGAUAAGCCCACCAAAGAGCUCAUGGAAAGGCCACCUGUUGGGCGGACAGAGCCCGUGAUCACCUGCAUCAUGUGGAGGAACAUUUUAUCUCAAGCUUUGUUCCAGAUAGCUGUCCUCUUGAUUUUGCAGUUCAGGGGCAGAUCAAUCUUUGGUGUCAAUGAGAGGGUAAACAACACCUUGAUCUUCAAUACUUUUGUCUUCUUGCAAGUCUUCAAUGAAUUCAACUCAAGGAACAUUGAGAAGAAUAAUGUCUUCAAAGGGAGUCAAAGGAACAAGUUGUUUUGGGUCAUCAUUGCAAUAACCAUUGCAGUUCAGGUGGUUAUGGUGGAACUUCUGGAGAGGUUUGCAGAUACAGAGAGGCUAAGUUGGGGCCAAUGGGGGGCAUGCAUUGGAAUUGCAGCCAUAUCUUGGCCAAUCAGUUGGGUUUUCAAGUGCAUACCAGUUCCUGCUAAGCCAAUAUUCAGCUAUCCAAAGAGGGAUAAGAGAAUCACAUCAUAGUGGUCUUUACCCAAUUAACUAGUCUUAUGUUUAUCAUUCAAUAUAUGAAUUUUAUAAUGUAAUCUUAUGGAGCAAAUGGGAGGCUGGUUCUCAAAUGACAAUGUGGUAGAAAAAAAUAUCUAUGCGAUGUCCACCACAAAAACAAUUACAGAAUGCAGUCCAUGCUCUUUCUUUUGGGGAAGUAAAAUGCACUAGUUUUACAAGCAAUGCUUUAAGCUGAUGGAUUCAGCAUCUUAAGUUAUAACCAGUGCAAAUCAUGGAUAAAUUUUUGAGAACUAAAGACAUUGCAAAAUAUCUACCUUCUAUUAUCUAUAGAAGACAAUCACGCUAUGAUACAAUGCGCCUGCAUGCACAAAUGCAGUGAA
Messenger RNA from Prunus avium (sweet cherry), 3696 nucleotides. The record is from RefSeq and is a predicted model, not a curated record. Lineage: Eukaryota; Viridiplantae; Streptophyta; Magnoliopsida; Rosales; Rosaceae.